Trichoderma gamsii is the source of this 2037-nucleotide messenger RNA. RefSeq lists its product as hypothetical. The record is from RefSeq and is a predicted model, not a curated record. NCBI's taxonomy places the organism in Eukaryota, Fungi, Ascomycota, Sordariomycetes, Hypocreales, Hypocreaceae. The transcript has a single exon. Bases 1 to 2037 code for a protein of 678 amino acids.
AUGUCCGCAAUACCUCGGGCCCGCCCUCCGCAGCGCUCUAACACCACCAUUCCCUCUUCGAUACCGACGAGAUCGUCUAGUACACGAGAGCCGUCAGUAACUCGAAACGCCUCACCGACCCGUCUGCCCAGCUUCAAAUAUGGUGCCCGAGCCGCCUCGAUUGCGUCUAGCUCUAGCAGCUCGACGAACAGCUUGAAGAACACCUCUGCCACCACCACCAAUGCCAGCAGUGGUAUUCCCAAGGCACCUACGGCAACGGGCAUACCUGGACGGCUGACGAGAUCAAUGACCCUGGCAACGAAAGAAGUCACUGCAAGAAAAGAACGGGCUGCGUCAACCACCAAGUAUCCGCCCUCGACUACCAUGACUAGGCCAUCUCUUCAAGCGAGAGGGAGGUCUACGAGCAUAUCAAUGCCGGGGAAGCCAAAGGAGCUUGAGAGAAGGCCAACGGGGAUUGCAUUUGCCAGAAUCUCGGCCACCAAUCUUGCUGGGCCGGUGGUAUCGAAGCCGCCUAACCCUUCGAGGUCGAGAGAUGCAAUUCGACGGCCUGCAACGCCUACAGCCCCGGUAGGUGCACCAUCAACAUCUCGGAGGUCAGCUACGCCAACUGCGUUGACUCGGGCCAAUACAUUCUCGGCUCCUGGGAGACCAGUCACACCUACAGCGGCACCGAAGGCGAGGACGCCGCCUUCUUCUUCGAGUAGAGCGAGGACACCUCCCAUGGGACUGACCCGAGCGGCCACAUUCUCGGCCUCUACUCGAUCUACCAGCACUUCUGCGACCUCUGCAACUCGACCCGGGCCUCGGUCUAUUGCUCGAUCUGUGACCCCGACCCCUACCCCGAUCAAUGCCAGAGGGGGAAACUCAGCGGCUAGUAGCCGAGCUGUGAGUCCUACGGGACAACAAAGAACGUUGCAACGCAGAGCUCCUUCGACAGAAAAGUUACCAGCUCGUAAGCCGUCAUUGACAACAAUCACUGCCCGAGGGGGUAAUUCCGCAGCUAGUAGCCGAGCUGUGACUCCUACGGGACAACCAAGGACACUGGAACGCAGAGCCCCUUCGGCAGAAAAGUUACCGGCUCGCAAAGUAUCAUUGGCAACGAUCAGCAGAGUGGUAUCUAGACUUUCUAAGCCCUCCUCUGCCGGCACGCUGCUAUCACAAGCCGAAGCAUCGCUGAAGCCUCGGACUUCAGCUUCUUCUCUGCAGAGAGCAGGCUCACCAGGCAAAUCAUUGGCACCUAAACCAUCUACAUCACAUUUGGCUCCACCGUCGCCCUCCAAGCUGCCGUCAAACAUCGCUGCAUCGGCCGAAGUCAGCAAGCUCCAGGCAGAGCUGCUGCAGCUGUAUCUACUGCACCGGGAGGCGCCAGUCGUAGAAGCCGAAUGGAGAGCGAGUGCCAAGCAAAAGCUGGGAGACCGAUUCACAAAGCUGAGUGAGGAGAGCAGAGAUGUCUCCGAACAGGAGAGCGCGGCUCAAGAGAAGAAGAAUGUGCUGGCACUUAGAAGAUGGGGCAGUGGUGGCAGACUGGAUGAAAAGAUUCAGUCUCUGGAAUUCAUCAUCACCAAUGUGUGGUCUCUGAGUGACCCAAGCGGUCGGUAUGCCCAGCUGGUGCGGCACUUUGAAAGAUGGAUCGGCGGAGUGAGUGACAUGGAGGAGGCGAGGAGAAAUGGCGCCAUGCUUGCCCAGGGAAACAAUGAUUUAUUUAUCGAAGAUUUGGAUUCCCAAUGGAAGGAGGAGCGCGAAGAACUCAUCGGCCAACUCGAUGGGUGGAAGCAGCAGCUCAGCGACAUUAACGACCUAACCUUGGACGAAUUCUACGCUGAACCACCAGACGAAGGCGAAAAGUCUAGCUUGGAGAAGAUGCUGGACGGAUCACGCGCCUUGAUUGACAAUAUGCUGGCGGAGCUGAAAAUCAUGGAGGUAGUUGAGCAUGAGGCGCUUUUAAGAGAAGAUGAGUGGAUUGGGAGGAUGAAUAAGAUUGAUGCGGAUAAUGACUUUGAGAUUCCGCGUACGGUAGGUGCUUGGAAAGAAUUGUAA